CGGAGCCAGGCGCGCGCCCGAGACACGAGAGUGGGUCCUCGCGGGCGGCGGCAGUGGCGCUGCGAAGAGCUCGUGAGGUUUUUUUUGGGGUUGUUGUUUAUUAAAAACAAGAAAGAAAGAAAGAAAGAAGGAAGGAAAAAAGACUCGGCCAGACCGGUUCACGGAAAAAGAGCGUCGAUAUCUGAGAGAAGUAGUCGCUGUGAACGCGCUCACGCCGGAUCCCCUGCUUUGCACAGACAGACGCACGGGACGCGGUAGUUAGAAGGGAAGCCCGGGAGUCCCGGGGAAAAUGGGGCUCUGAGGGUUCCUGUCCGCCCGCAGCUCGGCGGGAUGUUUCCUGGAAAGGAACAGAACUUCACUUUGUGUGGAAAAAUGAACUUUAACCGGGUGGCGGGACCGGGAACAGGCGGAUGAGCUCGCGGUCUUUUUCGCCUCACGAACUCUGUGUCUGUGGCUCAGACGAAGAAGACGGAUUUCUACCGGCAGAAUCCGCUCACGGAAGGGAUGAGUGAGUGAGGUGACGGUCGAAGAACCGUCAAGUGUGUUUCUCCUCACGGACUCACUGCCAGCCCAGACUGGGUGUGUGUGAUUGUGAGAGAGAAAGAGCGAGAACGGCCCGGGUGUGUGCGCUCACGCGAGUUCAACAACCGGCUGCGCGUGUCCGGACCGCGCUCCUCCUCUCCUCCGGGUGCCGUCCGGCGCGCGCCGCGCAGCACGCGAACAUGCUGGCCGCGCGGGUGACCCGCAGGUGGGAGAAGCUUCCCGGGAAGAACACGUUCUGCUGCGACGGCCGGGUCAUGAUGGCCCGUCAGAAGGGCGUCUUCUACCUCACGGUGGCGCUUAUCACGGGCACGUGCGCGCUCUUCUUUGGCUUCGAAUGCCCUUACCUGGCAGUGCACCUGUCCCCCGCCAUCCCUGUGUUUGCGGUCUUGCUCUUCCUGUUUGUCAUGGCCGUCCUCCUGAGGACCAGUUUUAGUGACCCAGGGGUGUUGCCACGGGCCCUGCCAGAGGAGGCUACCUUCAUCGAGAUGGAGAUUGAGGCAGCCAAUGGGAAUGUCCCUGCAGGCCAGCGCCCACCCCCUCGGAUCCGGAACGUUGAAAUCAACAACCAGAUAGUAAAGCUCAAGUACUGCUACACCUGCAAGAUCUUCCGUCCACCGCGCGCUUCUCACUGCAGCAUCUGUGACAACUGCGUGGAUCGUUUCGACCAUCACUGUCCCUGGGUGGGCAACUGUGUGGGCAGGAGGAACUACCGCUACUUCUACCUGUUCACGCUCUCCCUGUCGCUGCUCACCAUCUACAUCUUCACCUUCGACAUUGUCCAUGUGGUGCUGCGCUCCAUGGACUCCAGUUUUGUGAAUACCCUCAAGGAGACUCCUGGGACUGUGCUGGAGGUUUUGAUAUGCUUCUUCACCCUGUGGUCCGUAGUGGGCCUCACGGGCUUCCAUACCUAUCUCAUCUCCAUGAACCAGACCACGAACGAGGAUAUUAAAGGUUCAUGGUCGGGAAAGAAUAGAGUGCAGAACCCUUACAGCCACAGGAACAUUAUCAAAAACUGCUGUGAGGUGCUGUGUGGACCAUCCUACCCUAGCGUCUUGGAUAGAAGGGGGGUGAUGCUGGAGGCCCCACCUGCCACUACCACGGCUCCCGUCAAGAGUACCACCCCUGAGCCUCAGACCACAAAAACCACGGCCCCACUCAUUCCCAACGAGCACACCCCGGAAGAUGUCAAGCCAAGUAUAGAUACCACUUCUGACAAGACAUGCCCUGCCUCUGAGGAUGAGAAGCCACACCUGUCCCAGUUCCCACCCCUUGCAUCGCCGGACAGUGAUACAGAGGCCGCCCCCACCCAUGAGGUCUCUCAGUAGCCAAACUGGAGGGACGGAGAGGGCUGAGAAGCAACUUAUCUGAUGAGCAACUUUGAACAUGUGCAGAAAGACACUAAGAAAAAGCCCAGAUAAGAUGACCUCUAAAUCACAUGUGAGUCUGUAUCUAGUACCCAGGACUUCCCCUCGGAGGAGAACCGUUUUGGGAUGCAGGCUGUUUGUUCAUGUCCUGAAGCCUGAGUGAUGCACAAUGCUGACACAGUGGGGCUUCCCUGUGCCAGAACCUCACUUGUACACUAAGACAAAUGCACAUGAGGAACAGGAAAUAUGCAUUCUUUACCCAUUAGUCAACUUCUGAAAUUCUCCUGUGGACCUCGGCCAGUUGCCAACCUCAUGGUUUUAUUUCUGUUUUCACAUUUAGCUUUUACUUGCGUUGCGUUUUGGUGUUCUUUUAAUGAGCCGUGCUAAACCUUGGUCGGACUUUCAGGGUCCUGUCCUGAACUAGUGCAACUCUCUGAGGCACGUAGACAUUCCCUGCCCUAUGCAACUCCAAGGGGGACUAGCAGACAAAAAUGCUGCAGCCAGAUGAGGAAGUAGGGGGGGUGUUAAUGGGAAUGGGUGGGGCAGUUGAAGUGGUUUUAUAGGGUUACAAGCCCUACUGAGAUGUGAACAAGCAGGGGUUGUGUACCUGCUGCCCUCGAAGCGCAGAUGUACGUGAUGGCCGCAGGUUCAUCAGACUGUGAUCAGCUUUUGAACGUUGCCGGACUGUGCCGUGUUUGUGCUGGUUGUGACCGCAUCGUUGACUCCAACCCCCCUUACUGAUCACAGGGUUGCUGUCGCUGUGGCCUGAGCAUGGUGAAGAAACAUCCCCCAGUAACUGUGCCUUAAUGAAACGCUGCACUAUGUGCACAUGCGACCAACACCGUCAGCACUGGAGCCCGCUGGGGCACAUUAACCACGGUUUGACUACAUUUGCAUCUGUGAGAGGAUAAUAUGAGGUUAUCUUUUCAAUAACAAUACGAUGCAUAGUCACAAAAAGGGAGGCUAAAUAGCCAUUGUUGUAAUGUGUAAACGCACAGGACCUGUGUGCCGAGCCAAUCGUGGGACCUCUGAUGGAGGUCUGUGAGCUGCCAUCUGUAUGCUUGUGCUGUCGAGCCAAAUGUGAGCUUCCCCUCCAUGUGGUGCCACUCUCUUCGUGAUGUCACGACCUCAUGACUAUUUUCCAUAACCUUUUCUUUGUCGCCCCCACCCCGCCCUCCUCUUUCUCCCACCAGUUGAUGAUGGCUGCUCAAGCAUAUUUCUUGGUUUCAUGCCUGACUGAGUGCAGGGCCAAUGAACAGGAGGCUGGCUGAAUGGGAUGCUUGCAGCAGCACUUGAUUGUUGGCUGUAACUGCAGCUUGCUGAAGAAAGUGCUUUAAUGAUGCUCCCAGUAUGGCUGGAAAUUAAGCUUGACCCUGUUGCUGUGCUGGUGUGCUGCUGUAUCUCAGCCCCCGCGGUCCUCCAGUGUAAAGUGUUAAUGUGAUGAAGGUGGGAUUUUUUUUUUUUCUUCCCUGAAUAGUGCUUUCUCUGUGCACCCGCUGUCUUGUUUUCCGAUGUUGCGUUUCUGUAAGUAACCCUCCAUCUUCACGAAAACAGACGGAACAGUGGCUGACCUUCUGUCUAGCUGCUGCGACACCUUCCUCUGGGACUCGUCUAAGAACAGGAACACCAUGUUGAUGCUCUGCAACUUAUAGCAAGAGGGUCUCCUGUUCCUCAAAAGCACUCUAGGCUCAUAAAUCUGGAUUUAAUCAAGAUACAAUGAAGGAUUCAGUGUGUAUAACUAUGUAAUUAAAUCCCAAGCGGAUGGCAGUAAUGAUUAAUUGGACAGCAAUGAAACCGGACAUAGAGCCUGUAAGUUCAGGCCUGCUGGAUUUCUCGCAGAUUCUGACCAAUUCACACAACGGUGACAUAAACCUAUGUAGCUAUUUAUGUGCGGAAGAAAAGGGAACACAAAGGUUUUUUGUCAACCCUGGUUAUUUGGGAAAGUAUGAUCUAUAAAUGGAAAAUAUAAUAUAUAAAGUGUCUCUGGAUCUUAUCUAUAUUCACUUGGCUUUGUAAUACCCCUGUGACCUGUCUUUCCCUCUAUUUAUUUCAUUC
Scleropages formosus (Asian bonytongue) is the source of this 3962-nucleotide messenger RNA. It is a transcript of the gene zdhhc9, whose product is annotated as zDHHC palmitoyltransferase 9. Gene Ontology annotation, biological process: protein targeting to membrane; peptidyl-L-cysteine S-palmitoylation. NCBI's taxonomy places the organism in Eukaryota, Metazoa, Chordata, Actinopteri, Osteoglossiformes, Osteoglossidae. Gene Ontology annotation, cellular component: Golgi apparatus; endoplasmic reticulum. The record is from RefSeq and is a predicted model, not a curated record. Gene Ontology annotation, molecular function: protein-cysteine S-palmitoyltransferase activity. Bases 723 to 1868 code for a protein of 381 amino acids. The transcript has 9 exons.